AUGUUCAGCUGCUUGGAAGAGGACUGGCAGACGCAUGCGUUACCAUGUGUUUGCUGCUCAUGCAUCUUAAUCGCAGCAGCGCAAGUUAUUUUCUUCUCCUGUGAAAUGGAAUAUCCAAUAAUUUAUGAAGUGGAACGCAUUUACUUCCCAAUUCUUGCAAUCAUUGCCAUACCAGUUAACAUUGUGGCAAUCGUGAUCCUAGCUCGAGGGAAGUGUGGUCUCUCUGAAUGCAUCACUUGUUACCUGUUAGCCAUGGCAGCAGCUGAUCUCGCUGUGACGAUGACUGAUGUGGUUAUGCAUCGUUUAAAUCACAUGUAUUUUCCGGUUUCCUUCUUGCUUCUGACCCCUGUUUGUUCUCUCAGACAUGCUCUGUACAAUGUGUCAAUUGAUUGUUCAGUAUGGUUUACCGUUGCUUUUACAUUUGAUCGAUGUGCAGCUAUUUGUUAUUCAAAUUUUAAGCAAAAAUACUGUAGGAGGAGAACAGUAACUGUGAUUCUAUCAGUCAUUUUUGUGGGAAGUUGUUUGCGAAGCAUUCCUAUUUUCUUUUUAUACCAGCCUGUGAUUGUCAUCGACAAUAUUCCAUGGUACUGCACUGGAAGACCAAAUUACGCUACUUCCAUUUUCUGGAAGGCAUAUGAAUGCAUUGAAAGCAUUGUAAACCCUUUAUUACCGAUUUGUAUGAUAUUGGUCUUUAAUGCAUUAACCAUUAGGCAUAUCAUUGCAACAAGUAAAGUGCGCAAGGCACUCCGAAGCACAAGCAAGAAUCACAAUGAUCCAGAGAUGGAGAACCGGAGAAAUUCCAUGAUUUUGUUGUUUGCUCUAUCAGCUAACUUCAUACUGUUAUGGAUGACAACCGUUGUGCAUUCAAUGACAUGGCAACUGGUUAACUGUCAAUAUCAAAGCAAAUAUUUUGAUGGACCCGUUUACAUUGUUCAGCAGGUUGGUGUAAUGCUGCAACUUCUCAGUUCAUCAACAAACACAUGCAUUUAUGGAAUAACACAAAAGAAAUUCAGAGCAGAGCUGAAGCACGGGUUAAAAUUUGUAUUUACACUAAAUGGCAAAUGCUUUAUGAACUGA
Stegostoma tigrinum is the source of this 1077-nucleotide messenger RNA. RefSeq lists its product as uncharacterized. The record is from RefSeq and is a predicted model, not a curated record. Gene Ontology annotation, biological process: G protein-coupled receptor signaling pathway. The coding region runs from base 1 to 1077 and encodes 358 amino acids. Lineage: Eukaryota; Metazoa; Chordata; Chondrichthyes; Orectolobiformes; Stegostomatidae. Gene Ontology annotation, molecular function: G protein-coupled receptor activity. The transcript is spliced from 3 exons. Gene Ontology annotation, cellular component: membrane.